AGGCAGCUCCUGUCUCCUUCCACUCCCCUUCUCCCCUCCUUUCUGACUGGAGCAGAGACUGUCAAUCCCAGGCAGAGACAAGGCAGACAAGGCUUCACUUGUAAAGAACCUCCUCACUUCUCCUUUGCCCAGACUACCCCAGUGAGCUGGAGCACUGAAGACGAGUCUCCUGCCAAUAACACUGAAAAGAAAGAAAAAGGAGCAAGAGUCAUGAUGAAAUCUGUGGUACUUGUCAUCCUUGGGCUAACUUUGCUGUUAGAAACACAAGCCAUGCCUUCAAGUCGCCUCUCCUGCUACAGAAAGUUGCUAAAGGAUCGUAAUUGUCACAACCUUCCGGAGGGCAGAGCCGACCUGAAGCUGAUAGAUGCAAAUGUCCAGCAUCAUUUCUGGGAUGGGAAGGGAUGCGAGAUGAUCUGCUACUGCAACUUCAGUGAACUGCUCUGCUGCCCAAAAGAUGUCUUCUUUGGACCAAAGAUCUCCUUUGUGAUCCCCUGCAACAACCACUGAGGAUCUGCCUUGCACUCUGGAGAAUGUGGUCCUGAAGGCCUUCACGUCCCCUAAUUUCCCAGAAACUCUCUCAGUUCAGCGCCAUUUCUGAUUUCCAUCCAGUAUAUUCAAUCCUGUAUAGAUUCUAUAAAGUCUUACUUGCUAGAGUAUACUUGGGCUAAAGUGGUAAUAAAAGUUGUUUCCAUUUG
Molecule: messenger RNA, 695 nt
Organism: Mus caroli (Ryukyu mouse)
Lineage: Eukaryota; Metazoa; Chordata; Mammalia; Rodentia; Muridae
Gene: Scrg1
Product: stimulator of chondrogenesis 1
Cellular component (GO): Golgi apparatus; neuron projection terminus
Source: RefSeq, a predicted model, not a curated record